Fibroporia radiculosa is the source of this 1200-nucleotide messenger RNA. RefSeq lists its product as uncharacterized. Gene Ontology annotation, molecular function: protein binding. The transcript has 3 exons. The record is from RefSeq and is a predicted model, not a curated record. Bases 1 to 1200 code for a protein of 399 amino acids. Lineage: Eukaryota; Fungi; Basidiomycota; Agaricomycetes; Polyporales; Fibroporiaceae.
AUGCGCCGCGGAUUCUUGCUGCAAAAGUCCCUCUGCCUGGACGAGAAAGUGAACAAGUCGACACAGGAAUCAGCGAGGCCUAUCAUUAACGUCUCCAAGGGUUCAAUUGCGAUACCCUCAGGUCCACUUCCGUCUUAUAUCAAUACUCCUGAUGUCGGAUUUUUGCCUUCGGCUACCAAUCGCGUUAUCACGAGUCUGCCCUUACCCUCGCAAUGUCUGCGGGGCGAACGUUCAGUUACGUGCAUAUUAUUUCAAGGAAUGAAGGAAGCAAUACUUGCAACUCCUGGUUUCCCUGCGCCUUUAGCCAUUCCUUUUCCCUCUGUGUACAGACUGGAUUCAAUUGAAGGAGCGGGAUUAGGCAUGUUUGCGACCGUGGACCUGGAUCCUGGAGAUCUCAUUGCCUGCGAGAGACCUCUUAUGGUCUGUACGGCGUAUAUGCCGAUCUCUUUGCGAGAUGGCGAUCUGCAUCCCAACCAAGUUUUGGAGCUUGCAGUCUAUCAAAUGAUGUCUGAGGAUGGUCGUCGCGCCUUUCUUUCUCUCCACAAAUGCAAGGGCAACACCGUGCCACUCGUCAACAAUAUCUUGGACACGAACUCUCUGCCUGUUGGGAAAUUGCCGGGGUAUGAUGGGUUUUGCUGUGGCGUCUCUAAGGAUAUUUCUCGAGUCAAUCAUAGUUGCUCUCCAAAUGCGUGCCAUCGAUGGGAUUUGAUGUCAUUUUCCUUCGAACUUCGUGCGCUCAAGAAAAUACUGAAGGGCGAGCAGAUUACUAUCGGUUAUGGCAACCUCGUCUGCCCGCGUAGUGAACGCUGGAAAAUGGAGUUGAAAAUCAGUGAAGCGCGGAGAGCGGUAAUGAAGAGAAUUCAAGACACGCCCUACGACGAUGCUGAGCUAAACGCGUGGUUGAAGAGCUCUGAUGCCACGUCCGAUAUCAUUAUCAAAAGAUACGAGUCUGUGGCACUAGCGAUGGAAGCAGAAGGCCUUUACGUCGAAGACUGUUGGCCAGUGUGCUAUCAGCGCCUUUGCAAGAUUUAUUGUGCCUUAGAAAAUAUGGAGGAGGCGCGGAAGUGGGCGAAACAUGCUGAGGGGCUUUGCAGGGCUUUCACGGGAAAAGACGGCGGAUGGUCCGCCGUCGCUGCUGCGCCUCAGUCCACUAAUUGGUGGGGAUUGAAGACGCAUUUUGGGUCAGCGAAGGCGGCUUAG